AUGAGCUAUGCUAUAAUUAUGACAGCGUCAAAACUACCAUCCGAGAUUCUUUCACAGAUUGCUGACCUUCUAUUGACAGACGAUAAAAUUUCGAGUGCCAUUACUUGCAAGGCAUGGAGAUAUCCGUUUCAAGAUUCUCUCUGGAGAGAUAUACGUAUAAGUUCCAUGGAAUCCCUACAGCACAUCUACAACACCAUUAAAACCUCCAAAAAUACGCCCACUUUUCACGGUCUAUUAGUCCAUAGUCUACGGAUAUGUGGAGACUACCCGGUACCAAAUACCCAACAAGAUGAAUUGCUUAAAUUCCUGCCAAAUUUAAAGCACCUUGACCUAAGGCAUAUCAAAUACAAAGAUAUCAACAGAAUAAUGGCAGAAUCGAAUGAUACAUGGAAGUCCCUAGAGAGUCUAAUAAUUCAAGACAUUACAACUACAGAACCAGAAGUAGCUACAGACUUUAUUGAAUCUUUAAAGACAUGCCGCAUGCUCAGAAAUUUAGAGUUUUUUACGCUGAAACGAAAUGAUCCAAUCCUGUUUAAUAUGAAUCACUUUGAAAACCUGCAUCAAAACUUACAACUCCUGUCGUCCAUCAAAGCCCAUUUGGCUCUCAAUGAAGACAUUUCAUCUACACUAGGCACGAUUCCAGAUACAACACCAGUAUUAUCCUUGACCAGUCUCGAUAUAAAAUUGGGUCAAUGGGACCCUCUCUGGCUGUACUAUUUUAGCUACAAAUAUCCAAACUUGCAUUCAUUCAAAUUGGAUGUUUCGGAUAUGUUUCCAGGGUGGAUACAUUAUGAUCAGAUGCAAGUAAUUAUCUCACACUUCCAAUCCAACCCAAACGCGCUCCGGCACCUGGAAUCAUUCGAAUUCAUAACGAAGGCCAUUGCAGAGUGGACUCAUCUUGUUUUCUGGGAAUUCAUUUGUCCAUUAAGAGUUCCAGUCAAGAACCUAAAGUACAAAGCACAACGCAACAACGGUGAUGUACAGCUGUACGCGAUGACUUUAAAAAGAUUUCUGCAGUCCUUUUCGGAAACACUCGAGACUCUUUCCGUUGACGGAAGUGCAUUCUUUGAUAUAAAGCGAAGUCCGACACUUUAUCUCUCCUCUCACUCUCCGUUUUUGAAGGAUCUUCAUAUCGAGUCUUGUGGCGUGUCGCUCAAUCUAGACAGCGUAUUGAACAACUGUACAGCCUUGAAGCGCUUGAGGUAUUUCGGCGGGCAGUUAUUGAAUAAUUCCAACACGACAAAUCAAGAUACAGAAGAACGCCAAAAUCAUGGCUUACAGAUAUUGGAGCUGCGCCAGGUUGUUACAAGCGCUUCCGUACUUGGUAAUAUAUCUUACAGGUGUAGACGUCUACAAUAUAUGAACUUGAGCUCUUUGUCGAUCAGUGGAUUUAUCUCAGAAAUAUCCGGGCAUUUGCUCCUCGAUAUGCGCCACACUUUUUUCAAGGUGCUACAUCUCGCCCAAAUCAAAUACUACUCAUCUUACAAACACGAUGUAAAACCCGCUAUUAGUAUGACACUUUUGUCGCAAGUAAAUUAUCCCUCUCGAUCAGAUAAAAGGAACGAAGAAAAUUACGAAGAAGCCGAUUCGAAAUCUCCUAUAAUAUCCUAUCACAAAAUUGCUUGGUUUCACACUUUUCUUGACAUUGAAUGCAAAAAAUAUACCAGGAUAGGCAUCAUACAACUCUCCGAACAGGAAUCCAGUGCCGCAAUGGAAUACUAUCAAAACUUUAAAUCCAGAAAAGAUAGUAAUACAAUAGAAGAUGACCCUGAGAAAGGUUGGAAAGGUGAUCUUUGUAGAGGUUAUGGUGAAAUAAGAUGUGGUCAUGUAGAAAAGUAUACUAUUCCUGAACUUUCAACAAAUGACAAAGACUUUUGGGAAAACCUGUACAAUAAACUAUUUUAA
Molecule: messenger RNA, 1905 nt
Organism: Phycomyces blakesleeanus NRRL 1555(-)
Lineage: Eukaryota; Fungi; Mucoromycota; Mucoromycetes; Mucorales; Phycomycetaceae
Exons: 2
Coding region: 1-1905 (634 amino acids)
Molecular function (GO): protein binding
Source: RefSeq, a predicted model, not a curated record